CCAGUCCUUCUCUCCGCUACAGAUGGCGGCCCAGAGGCAGCGCGCGCUGGCCAUCAUGUGCAGGGUGUACGUGGGCUCCAUCUACUACGAGCUGGGAGAGGACACCAUCCGCCAGGCCUUCGCCCCCUUCGGCCCCAUCAAGAGCAUUGACAUGUCCUGGGACUCCGUCACCAUGAAGCACAAGGGCUUUGCCUUUGUGGAAUAUGAAGUACCUGAAGCUGCCCAGCUGGCCUUGGAGCAGAUGAACUCUGUCAUGCUGGGGGGAAGGAACAUCAAGGUGGGGAGGCCCAGCAACAUUGGGCAGGCCCAGCCCAUCAUUGACCAGCUGGCUGAGGAGGCUCGAGCCUUCAACCGCAUCUACGUGGCCUCCGUGCACCAGGACCUCUCUGAUGAUGACAUCAAGAGCGUUUUCGAGGCCUUUGGGAAGAUCAAAUCCUGCACCCUGGCCAGGGACCCAACCACAGGGAAGCACAAAGGCUAUGGCUUCAUUG
Acanthisitta chloris (rifleman) is the source of this 491-nucleotide messenger RNA. RefSeq names its product poly(U)-binding-splicing factor PUF60-like. The record is from RefSeq and is a predicted model, not a curated record. Gene Ontology annotation, cellular component: catalytic step 2 spliceosome; precatalytic spliceosome. Lineage: Eukaryota; Metazoa; Chordata; Aves; Passeriformes; Acanthisittidae. Gene Ontology annotation, biological process: alternative mRNA splicing, via spliceosome; regulation of alternative mRNA splicing, via spliceosome; mRNA splice site recognition. Gene Ontology annotation, molecular function: RNA binding. The transcript has 3 exons. The annotation marks the transcript as partial.